Thunnus maccoyii (southern bluefin tuna) is the source of this 576-nucleotide messenger RNA. RefSeq lists its product as uncharacterized. The record is from RefSeq and is a predicted model, not a curated record. Lineage: Eukaryota; Metazoa; Chordata; Actinopteri; Scombriformes; Scombridae.
GUGAAACAGUCUGUCAUAAAUAUGGAUAACUUCCCUACUGUUAGAUACCCAACAAAAGCCAGGAGUGAUGAUGGCAGCCAUAGUAACAGGUCUCAUCCCCAUCCAGCAGACGGCGGUGGAUGCCACCAUCAUCUACAAGUGCCGCUCCCUGUGGUUCGGCCUCCUGUGCAUCCGCCUGGUGAUGCUCUUCCUGGCUGAGCUGCCAUUUACAAAACUGGACGCUGACAUUGCCUGCGACGGCACCCGCAGGGUCAGCAUCUGCACCCGAGCCUGUUUUAACAAACACCUCCAUAAGGCUAUGAUGGUGGUCUGGAACUUCACCUAUAUCUUGGUUAUCCUUUCUGUCCUGCUCAUGGAGCUGUUUGCCUCCCACCUGCCCUCCCCAGCCCAGAAGAGGAGCUCUCAGAUGAAGAUUGAUUGGGAGCUGGAGGCUCAGGGGAAAGAGGAGGCUCAGGUUGUGCGCAAAGACACCAGAGGCAAGACGGUCAUAUAGAUCUCCACAGAGACAGAGGCACUGUGGGCUUCUACCUGUUGAGCAUCACUCUGCAUAUUCUGGUCGAAACCUGGUGUGUGUAU